AUGGCCGGGCCCCGGCGCAUCCCGCGCCCGCUGCUUCUGGCGCUGCUGCCGCCCCUGGCGUGGCUGGUGCCGGCAGGCCUAUCGCAAGCGGCGGGUUCGGUGCGCCUGGCCGGCGGCCUCACACUGGGCGGCCUGUUCCCGGUGCACGCGCGCGGCUCGGCUGGCCAGGCGUGCGGACAGCUCAAGAAGGAGCAGGGCGUGCACCGGCUCGAGGCCAUGCUGUACGCGCUGGACCGCGUCAAUGCCGACCCGGAGCUGCUGCCUGGCGUGCGGCUGGGCGCGCGGCUGCUCGACACCUGCUCGCGGGACACGUACGCGCUGGAGCAGGCGCUCAGCUUCGUGCAGGCGCUGAUCAGCGGCCGCGGCGACGGCGACGAGGCGAGCGUGCGGUGCCCCGGGGGCGCCCCUCCGCUCCGCGCGGCGCCCCCGGAGCGCGUCGUGGCGGUCGUGGGCGCUUCAGCCAGCUCAGUCUCCAUCAUGGUCGCCAACGUGCUGCGCCUCUUUGCGAUACCACAGAUCAGCUAUGCCUCCACAGCCCCAGAGCUCAGCGAUUCUACACGCUACGACUUCUUCUCCCGUGUGGUGCCACCUGACUCCUACCAGGCCCAGGCCAUGGUGGACAUCGUGCGAGCACUAGGAUGGAACUAUGUGUCCACGCUGGCCUCCGAGGGCAACUAUGGCGAGAGUGGGGUUGAGGCCUUUGUGCAGAUCUCCCGUGAGGCUGGGGGGGUCUGUAUUGCACAGUCCAUCAAGAUUCCCAGGGAACCAAAGCCAGGAGAAUUCAACAAGUUAAUCAGGAGACUCAUGGAGACACCCAACGCCCGGGGCAUCAUCAUCUUUGCCAAUGAGGACGACAUCAGGAGGGUCCUGGAGGCCACACGCCAGGCCAACCUAACGGGCCACUUCCUGUGGGUUGGCUCAGACAGCUGGGGAGCCAAGACUGCACCCAUCCUGAACCUAGAGGAUGUGGCCAUGGGCGCCAUCACCAUCCUGCCCAAAAGGGCUUCCAUUGAUGGGUUUGACCAGUACUUCAUGACCCGCUCUCUGGAGAACAACCGCCGGAACAUCUGGUUUGCUGAGUUCUGGGAAGAGAAUUUUAACUGCAAACUGACCAGCUCGCAUACCCAGUCAGAUGAUUCCACUCGCAAAUGUACAGGCGAGGAACGCAUUGGCCGGGAUUCCACCUACGAGCAGGAGGGGAAGGUGCAGUUUGUGAUCGAUGCUGUGUACGCCAUUGCCCACGCCCUCCACAGCAUGCACCAGGCGCUCUGUCCCGGGCACAGAGGUCUGUGCCCAGCCAUGGAGCCCACUGAUGGGCGGACACUGCUGCAGUAUAUUCGAGCAGUCCGCUUCAAUGGCAGUGCGGGCACCCCUGUAAUGUUCAAUGAGAAUGGAGACGCACCCGGGCGCUACGACAUCUUCCAGUACCAGGUGGCCAAUGGCAGUGUGGGCAGCGGCGGGUACCAGGCUGUGGGCCAGUGGGCAGAGAUCCUCAGGCUGGACGUGGAAGCACUUCAAUGGUCAGGCGACCUCCAAGAUGUGCCCUCAUCUCAGUGCAGCCUCCCCUGUGGGCCAGGUGAGCGGAAAAAGAUGGUGAAGGGUGUCCCCUGCUGCUGGCACUGUGAGGCCUGUGACGGGUACCGCUUCCAGGUGGACGAGUUCACGUGCGAGGCCUGUCCUGGGGACAUGCGGCCCACUCCCAAUCACACAGGCUGCCGCCCCACGCCCGUGGUGCGCCUUACCUGGUCCUCCCCCUGGGCAGCCCCUCCACUCCUCCUGGCCAUGCUGGGCAUCAUGGCGACCACCACAGUGGUGGCCACCUUUGUGCUGCACAACAAUACACCCAUCGUCCGGGCCUCUGGCCGAGAGCUCAGCUAUGUCCUGCUCACGGGUAUCUUCCUCAUCUAUACCAUCACCUUCCUCAUGGUGGCUGAGCCUGGGGUCGCAGUCUGUGCUGCCCGGAGACUCUUCCUUGGCCUCGGCACCACGCUCAGCUACUCUGCCUUGCUCACCAAGACCAACCGCAUCUACCGGAUCUUUGAGCAGGGGAAGCGCUCAGUCACACCCCCACCCUUCAUCAGCCCCACUUCGCAACUCGUCAUCACCUUCAGCCUCACAUCUGUGCAGGUGGUGGGAGUGGUGGCAUGGCUGGGGGCCCAGCCUCCACAUAGUGUGAUCGACUUUGAAGAGCAGCGGACAGUGGACCCAGAGCAGGCCAGAGGGGUGCUCAAGUGCGACAUGUCAGAUCUAUCCCUCAUUGGCUGCCUGGGCUACAGCCUCCUGCUCAUGGUCACAUGCACUGUGUACGCCAUCAAGGCCCGUGGCGUGCCGGAGACCUUCAAUGAAGCCAAGCCCAUUGGCUUCACCAUGUACACCACCUGCAUCAUCUGGCUGGCUUUUGUGCCUAUAUUCUUUGGCACUGCCCAGUCAGCUGAAAAGAUCUACAUCCAGACAACCACCCUGACAGUGUCCUUGAGCCUCAGCGCAUCAGUGUCCCUUGGCAUGCUCUACGUCCCCAAAACCUAUGUCAUCCUCUUCCACCCAGAGCAGAACGUGCAGAAGCGGAAGCGAAGCCUCAAAGCGACCUCCACAAUGGCAGCCCCACCCAAAGGUGAGGGCACAGAGGACCCCAAGUAGCAGGGUUGGGGAUGAAUGGGACUUGCUGCUUCCUCUUGUCUUCUGUUUUCUUUCUCCUGCUUCAUGUGGAAGUUGUAAAAAGCCCAAGUGUGCAGUGAACCAUUAAAGACAGGGAGCAAACCUUAGUUCAGGAAGGUCACACCCACCAUGGAGGGGACUGCCCCUCAGAAAGAACUGGACCCAUGCUUCACAU
This is a messenger RNA of Loxodonta africana (African savanna elephant), 2830 nucleotides long. RefSeq names its product glutamate metabotropic receptor 6 (gene GRM6). Lineage: Eukaryota; Metazoa; Chordata; Mammalia; Proboscidea; Elephantidae. The coding region runs from base 1 to 2637 and encodes 878 amino acids. The transcript has 10 exons. The record is from RefSeq and is a predicted model, not a curated record. Gene Ontology annotation, cellular component: plasma membrane. Gene Ontology annotation, biological process: G protein-coupled glutamate receptor signaling pathway; regulation of synaptic transmission, glutamatergic. Gene Ontology annotation, molecular function: adenylate cyclase inhibiting G protein-coupled glutamate receptor activity.